UACAGACCCGGGCGAGACUCGCAAAUAGGUUUGUGGAGCGGCAGAAGGGAGAGCCGUGAAGAAGGGAGGAGGCGAGGAGGGAUUAAUCCGUGCUAAAUCCGCCGGAGCUUCAUUCACUGACAUCUCCUAGGAGGAGGAGGCACCGCUAUCCGGGAUCUCCACCAUUCCGACUGGGGACGAGUCACUGCUCUCUGGGCUUUCUUGCAGCAAACAUGCCAAGCCAGGUGAAGGCAACGUCAGGAGUGAUCCAUGUAGAGGAGGAGGAGGAACUGGUCACCUAUCCGCCUGGAGACUCCCUGCAACUCAAUGCACACAUCCCAGACUUCAACAUAUACCAGGCUUUGUACGACAAGUCCAUCCACCACCCCCAAGAAUUUUGGACAGAGGUUGCCUCUGAAUUCUAUUGGAAAUCCCCUCCCAGCGGCAAAGUGCUGGAUUACAAUUUUGACAUCACAAAAGGCAAUAUAUUUGUGGAAUUCAUGAAAGGGGCGAAAACCAAUGUGUGCUACAAUGUGCUGGACAGAAAUGUCUUAGAGAAAAACCUCGGGGCUAAGACGGCCUACUUCUGGGAAGGUAAUUCGCCUGCAGAUUCUUCUGUAAUUUCCUAUGGUGAUUUACUGAUAAAAGUCUGCAAGCUGUCAAAUGCCUUGAGGAAGUUGGGUGUGAAGAAAGGAGAUAGAGUGGCCAUCUAUUUGCCAAUGAUCCCGGAGCUGGUGUAUUCAAUGUUGGCAUGUGCUCGGAUUGGCGCAGUUCAUUCUAUUGUGUUUGCAGGAUUUUCCUCAGAGUCCCUUUGUGAAAGAAUCCUGGACUCCCAGUGCGCUGUACUCAUUACUGCAGAUGGUGUUUUCAGAGGUGAAAAAUUGAUCAACUUGAAACAUAUCGCAGAUGAGGCAGUUCAUAAAUGCAAAGAAAAGGCUCACACUGUGAAGAACUGCAUUGUGGUAAAACACCUCAGUGGAAGGCUCAACAACCAAAAUAAAUCAAAACUUCAGGUUUCCUGGAACCCAGACAGUGAUUUGUGGUUGGAUGAGCUGAUGGUAGACGCAAAAGAAGAAUGUGAACCUGAGUGGCUGGAUUCAGAGGAUCCUCUUUUCAUUCUCUAUACCAGUGGCUCUACUGGGAAGCCUAAGGGAGUGCUUCACACAGUUGCAGGAUAUCUACUUUACACAGCACUAACCUUCAAGUAUGUGUUUGACUACCAUGAAGAUGAUGUCUAUUGGAGCACAGCUGACAUUGGAUGGAUUACAGGUCAUUCUUACAUCACUUAUGGUCCGCUAGCUAAUGGUGCUACUAGUGUCAUGUUUGAAGGCAUUCCUACCUAUCCACAUGUGGGGAGAUUCUGGGAAAUCAUUGAAAAGUAUAAAGUGACCCAGUUUUAUACGGCACCCACUGCCAUCCGCCUGCUCAUGAAGUAUGGAAAUGAAGUCAUUCAGAAGUAUGAUUUAAAUUCUUUGAAGAUUCUUGGAACUGUAGGAGAACCCAUCAAUCCAGAAGCCUGGCUGUGGUACUAUAAUGUCAUUGGCAAUAAGAGGUGUCCCAUUGUUGACACCUUUUGGCAGACAGAAACGGGAGGUCAUGUGAUCACUCCUCUCCCGGCUGCCACUCCACUGAAACCUGGAUCAGCUACUUUUCCAUUUUUCGGUGUGGUCCCUGCUGUUCUGAAUGAGCAUGGAGAAGAACUGGUCGGGGAAGCUGAAGGCUAUCUAGUCUUUAAGCAGCCAUGGCCAUCUAUAAUGAGGACUGUGUAUGGCAACCACGAGCGUUUUGAGAAUACAUACUUCCGAAAGUUUCCAGGAUACUAUGUGGCUGGAGAUGGAUGCAAAAGGGAUAAGGAUGGAUACAUCUGGAUUACAGGUCGGAUAGAUGACAUGCUGAAUGUGUCAGGCCACCUGUUAAGCACUGCCGAGGUCGAAUCUGCACUGGCAGAGCAUCCAGCAGUUGCAGAAUCAGCGGUAGUUAGCCGCCCACACACUGUGAAAGGAGAAUGUAUCUACUGCUUUGUCAUUCUGAAAGAUGGAAAGAAAUUUACAGAAGUGAUUUCAGAAGAACUUAAAAAACAAGUUCGUGAGAAGAUUGGACCUAUAGCAACACCAGAUUUUAUACAGGAUGCUCCCGGAUUACCAAAAACACGAUCAGGUAAAAUAAUGCGGAGGGUCCUCAGGCAGAUUGCCCGGAAUGAGAAAGAUUUGGGAGACAUCUCUACACUGGCAGAUCCCAGCAUAGUGGAGGUCUUGUUCAGCCAACGAUGUGAAGCAGCAGCAUGAAGGAAUUUUAAGAUUCGUUACAGUAGACAAUCUGUUUUAUAGUCUGAAUAUUCCAUACCUCUUUAUGUAAAUAUUUUAAUAUCCAUCCAUACGAAGAUCCCUCCAAAUCAGGAUUGGCUUUCUGCACAAAGAAGUUAUCUAGGUAUAUCUUCAGGGUGUGCUGGCCGUGAAACCUGCCCAUGAAGAGAAUAAUUGAUCUUAUAUUUUACGUUGGCUGGGUAUAGCCAUGGAAAUUAGUUUCUGUCAAUAUUUAUGUUGAGCUAAUGUGUUCUGCAGUCAUUUAAUGAUACUUUAAAUACUAUAAUAUGAUUAUUUUCUUUUAGUUGAUAUAAUCAGCUUUAAGCCAUAAUUUUUUGGUUGAAUGUAUUUUAUUUCCAGGUAAGCUGACACUAAAAGAGGUUCUAAUUUAAAAUGACUGGUGCAAAGGAAACAAACAAAAAUGAAACAUCCGUCCAGAGUGUUCAAAUACAUAUCAAUUUAGGUCUCUACGUUAAUCUGUUAGUGAUUUACUUCUGCUCCAGUUUCUUUGCACCGAUCAUUUAAAUAAGCCCUAUAGUGAAGGCUGUUGGGUCUUCAUUUGCACAAUGACCGCUUGGGGACGAGGGGCAAAAUUCAGACCUAAUGGUGCAGUUACCCAUAACAAACAAUCUGAUUUUACAUGCAGCAAGUAUUGUUUGCUAUAAGUUAGUUACAUUUUUUUUGUCAAUUGUUCUACUUGUUAGUAAAGUAGUUCAGACCGCAAUGGUAGUGCAGGAUAUUUUAUGCACUAGUUCAGUCUAGUGGAACUAAUAGAAGAUUGAUUAAUCGGUUGGAUGUUUGCUAUGAAUUACGGUACUGUACAGAGCAUUUCCCUUUGCCUUCUUAGAUAAAAGGCUACCGACUUUCUGAUCUUACAAACUGCAUACUAAAUGAAUGUAAGGGUAAAGGCAAUGAAUGUAUGAACAAAAUGUCACACAAUGUUUUUUAUUGUUGCACAGUUGCCACACAAGCCUGUAUGCCUCAAGCUCAGUCCUAUUUUUCUUCUUGUUCUUUUUUUUUAUUUUUAUUUUUUUAGCAUAGUGUAAAAAAGUCAAAUAGCUGAUUGGUUGGUGCAGGCAACACCACCCUAAAUCUUUCAUAGAUUUACACUGUUCAGCUAAUUAAUGUAUCUUUAAAGUAAAACUAAAGGCAACAUUUUGAAAAAAAAAAAUUGGAUGGAUUAGUUGUCUGUGCCCCUAUCAUGGAGAUUCAUCCUUUGUCCAUUUUAACGUUAUCAGGAAAAGUGAAAGUAAAAAAAGUCUAAAUUUUGGGUUUUAUCCAGAACAGCAACAGAAGGGACAUUUUCCAAUGGAGACACUGGUUCUGCUGACAGCCAAGGAUUCCCUCGCUUUGGGGGGAUUUUCUCUCGCUUCCUUUUGUGGCUAUGAGACAGGAAGAGAAGGGAAAUGUCCCCAAUGGGACACAUAUAGAGAAACAUGCCUGGCAGGCAGUAGUUCUACUUUAAAGCAAAUAUUUAGUGAAUGACUGGUAAAUUAAUUAUUUAGUGAAUGAAAGGACACAAAAGUAUUCAAAUUCAAAAGUGGUGAAACGUGUUCUGGAUGGUAAUUGCAAGAAUACAUGUUGCAAAACCUCUUAACAGUUUGUGAAAAUAAAUUGCCAUGCAGCAUACUAGUGA
Rana temporaria (common frog) is the source of this 3918-nucleotide messenger RNA. Its product is annotated as acetyl-coenzyme A synthetase, cytoplasmic-like. Lineage: Eukaryota; Metazoa; Chordata; Amphibia; Anura; Ranidae. The transcript has 18 exons. The coding region runs from base 213 to 2264 and encodes 683 amino acids. Gene Ontology annotation, molecular function: AMP binding; acetyl-CoA synthetase activity. The record is from RefSeq and is a predicted model, not a curated record.